Plasmopara halstedii is the source of this 4056-nucleotide messenger RNA. Its product is annotated as atp-binding cassette superfamily. Gene Ontology annotation, molecular function: ABC-type transporter activity; ATP hydrolysis activity; ATP binding. The record is from RefSeq and is a predicted model, not a curated record. Bases 1 to 4056 code for a protein of 1351 amino acids. NCBI's taxonomy places the organism in Eukaryota, Oomycota, Peronosporomycetes, Peronosporales, Peronosporaceae. Gene Ontology annotation, cellular component: membrane. The transcript has a single exon.
AUGUCGGAAGAGGAAGGCAAACUCAAGCUACUGCAACCUGAGGCCGACAAAUCUGAUAGUGUACCCGAGGUCUACCGCUCGCUUAAUUUCCGCAGUCUCCAAGACCCGUACUCGCAUCACCAUGACACCAUGGCCAGUCAUUAUAGUACUCUUCGUGCGGACGACCUUGAGACCAUGCUUAAUGGUGGACUUGAGCGCUUUUACAAAAAGUACGAUCAUCUCUCGCGCAAGAUCAACCUCCAACUGCCAACCGCCGAAGUGCGUUUUGAAAACUUGUCUUUCACUGUGCAAGUACCUGCGUCGGUAGAAGACCAUGGUACUGUUGGGUCGUAUCUACGCAAGAUUUUUACCCCGUGGAGGACUCCAGCCAUGGUUACCAAACACGCGUUGCACCCGAUGAGUGGCAUUAUCAAACCUGGCACGUUGACACUGAUUCUAGCCAAUCCAGGUGCUGGCAAGUCGACAUUUCUUAAAGCUUUAGCUGGAAAGCUGCAAAACUCAUCGAGAACUGCAUUAGGCGGGGACAUUUUGUACUCUGGACUGCGUGGUGAUGAGAUUGAUUUGAUUAAACUGGUGGGAAUGGUUGAUCAAAUGGACAAUCACAUUCCAACAUUAACCGUUCGAGAGACAUUCAAAUUUGCCGACAUGUGUGUCAACGGACGUCCAGAAGAUCAACCAGAGGCAAUGCGUGAGAUCGCAGCGUUGCGAACCGAAUUAUUUCUACAGAUUUUGGGUAUGGAAGAAUGUGCUGACACUGUUGUGGGGGAUGCAUUGCUACGAGGUGUCAGUGGCGGCGAACGCAAGCGUGUCACGAUUGGGGAAGUUCUGGUCGGCGGUCAAAGUUUGUUUUUGUGCGAUGAGAUCUCGACUGGUCUCGAUAGUGCGGCCACAUUUGACAUCAUCAAGUCACUACGAACGUGGUGCAAGACACUUGGUGGCUCUGCCAUCAUUGCACUCCUGCAGCCAACACCAGAAGUCGUGGAAAUGUUUGACGACAUAUUUAUGGUAAAUGAUGGUCACCUAGUGUACCACGGCCCACGGACCAGCAUACUAGACUACUUCGAAACCCAUGGAUUUACGUGUCCACCUCGUGUCGAUCCUGCCGAUUUUUUAAUCGAGGUCACGUCGGGUCGUGGUCACAUGUAUGCAAACGGAAGCGUUCCAUCUAAAGAUCUAGCUGUCUCGUCAGAAGAUUUCAACCAUCUCUUCUGCCAGUCAAGUAUUUACCGCAAGACGCACGAAGCCAUAAGUAAAGGCUUUAACGAACACCAAUUUGAGAGUCCAGAGGAUUUCAAGAAAGCUAAGAGCGUUGCCAACUUGGCACGCUCGAAAGAAAAGUCGGAAUUCGGCUUGGCAUUCGUUCCUAGUACGUUGCUUCUUUUCAACCGUCAAAAAUUGGUUUGGAUUCGUGACCCACCACUUCUAUGGGGGAAACUUUUAGAAGCGUUGAUUAUUGGGCUUGUCAUGGGUAUGAUUUACUAUAAUGUGAACUCGACGUACUAUUUGCGCAUGAUUUUCUUCAGCAUUGCACUGUUUCAACGUCAAGCGUGGCAACAAAUCACCAUUGCGUUUCAGCUGCGUAAAGUUUUUUACAAGCAAAGACCACGUAACUUUUUUCGCACAUCUUCUUAUGUGAUUGCCGAGAGCAUUGUGCAAAUACCAGUCAAUAUGGCCGUGUCGUUUGUAUUGGGCACGUUCUUUUAUUUUAUGAGUGGCUUGACCCGGACUUUCGAGAAGUAUAUUGUCUUUUACCUUGUACUUCUGUGUUUCCAGCACGCCAUCAGUGCGUACAUGACACUUUUAAGUUCACUUUCUCCAAGUAUCACGAUUGGGCAAGCGCUUGCCGCUAUUUCCGUUAGUUUCUUUCUCUUGUUUUCGGGUAACAUCAUUCUCGCUGACCUAAUACCAGACUAUUGGAUCUGGAUGUAUUGGUUCUCUCCAAUUUCCUGGGCUCUACGAAGUAACAUGCUGUCAGAGUUUUCAAGUGAUCGAUACACAAGUGACGAAAGUCGCGCAAAACUUGACAGUUUUUCCAUCACACAGGGCACCGAGUACAUUUGGUUUGGUGUUGUCGUACUCGUUAUGUACUACUUUGCAUUUACUGGACUGAAUGCUUUGGCGUUGCACUUUAUCCGGUAUGAAAAGUUUAAAGGGGUGACUGCUACGACUGUGAAAGAAGAGAAUGACACGCAGAACGUUUACGUGCAGGUAAAUACACCCAAAGUUGGAGGCGAUGCAAGCAAGGCCAAAGGUGGUGGUUUGCCGUUUACACCUACCAAUUUGUGCAUCAAAGACUUAGAUUAUUACGUGACAUUACCAUCGGGUGAGGAAAAACAACUUUUGCGGAAAGUCACGGCUUAUUUUGAACCUGGCCGCAUGGUGGCCCUAAUGGGCGCUACUGGAGCAGGUAAGACGACGUUAAUGGAUGUAAUUGCCGGACGUAAGACAGGAGGUCGUAUUGUUGGCGACAUAUAUGUCAAUGGAGAGCUAAAAGACCCGACUAUUUUCAGUCGGAUAACAGCUUAUUGUGAACAAAUGGAUAUACACUCUGAAGCGGCGUCGAUCUUUGAAGCGCUUGUGUUUUCAGCAAAAUUACGCUUGCCACCGACUUUUUCAGAAGAGGAGCGCAUGAAUCUUGUUCACGAGACUUUGGAGCUGUUAGAGCUGACGACCAUUGCUAGCGAAAUGGUGGGCAGUCUUUCUGUGGAGCAGAAGAAACGCGUGACAAUUGGAGUCGAAGUUGUGGCAAAUCCCAGUGUUUUGUUCCUUGAUGAACCUACGAGUGGCUUAGACGCACGUUCGGCAUUAAUCGUCAUGCGUGGCGUACAGUCGAUCGCUCGUACAGGCCGCACUGUGUUGUGCACGAUUCAUCAGCCCAGUAUUUCCAUCUUUGAGCUCUUUGAUGGACUCUUAUUGCUUCAGAAAGGUGGCUACACUGCAUACUUUGGCGACCUUGGUGUUGACUCGGUGAAGAUGCUUGAGUAUUUUGCUUCGAUUCCGGGAACUGAAGAGAUCCGACCCCAAUAUAAUCCCGCCACGUACAUGCUGGAAGUUAUCGGCGCUGGAAUCGGCCGCGAUGUAAAAAACUACUCGGUUGAGUACAACAACAGCGAGUUGUGUGCUAAAAACCGGGAACGCACACUGGCCUUAUGCGAGCCAUCAGAUGAGUUUAUACGACAUUCGACUCUCAACUACCGACCAAUUGCUACAGGCUUUUGGAAUCAGCUGCAAGAACUCACGAAGAAACAGCGGCUUACGUACUGGCGAAACCCGCAGUACAACUUCAUGCGACUCUUUCUCUUUCCCAUUUUCGCCGUCAUCUUUGGAACAACAUUCUAUCAGCUUUCGGCUGACAGCGUUAAGCGCAUCAACUCGCACAUUGGUCUCAUUUACAACAGUAUGGACUUUAUCGGUGUCACAAACCUCAUGACUGUCAUUGAAGUCACGUGUGCUGAGCGUGCCGUGUUUUAUCGCGAGCGAAUGUCGAAUUACUACAGUCCCUUACCCUACAGUCUAUCACUGUGGUUUGCCGAGAUCCCGUAUCUUGUUGUGGUCAUCAUUCUCUUCGUAACAAUAGAGUACUGGCUCGUGGGCUGGAGUAAUGAUGGCGGUGAUUUCUUCUUCUUUCUCUUCAUUUUCUACCUCUACACGUCGGCUUGUACUUACAUGGGUCAAUGGAUGUCAGCAUUGAUGCCGAAUGAAAAGGUUGCCAAUGUCGCUGUCGGCGCACUAUCGUGUCUACUGAAUCUUUUUUCUGGCUUUUUGCUUCCGCGUACAGCAAUGAAGGCUGGAUACAAGUGGUUCACGUACUUGAUGCCGUCGAGUUAUUCUCUUGCAGCGUUGGUCGGCGUGCAAUUCGGGGACAAACAAGACCUUAUUACCGUCACGUCUGGAAACACGACGACCGAGAUGUCAGUGGCUACAUACAUCGAAAACAUCUACGAUUUUCGACCCGAUCGCAAGUACAAUUUCAUGGCCGGUCUCAUUGUCAUUUGGCUAGUUGUUCAAUUGGCCAUUUACCUUACUUUUAAGUAUGUGAGCCACCUGAAGAGAUAG